GAGAGCGCCGCUCCAUGACGUGCGUGAGGUCGCUGACGUACGACCAGGAUGGCAAGCUGCUGCGACGGCCUGCAGAUGGCGGAUUGAUUCCGGUGCGCUCCGCGCCUCUGGAGCGAUACCUGAAGGCCACCUCCACGAACCCACCAAGGACCUGGAUCUCUGGCCUCGCCGAGUCCCUGCGCCAGCGCGGCGCCGCGGAGCUCGUGCAAGCGGCGCAGGACUGGUACCUGUCCGCAGUGAGCCAUUUGCUCGAGGAUCCCAAGAGCGCCGACGAUGACGGCGACUACUUCCUGGCGUGGCUUCGGGAGUGCUGCCGGGAGGUCUACGAUGAUGUUGACAGGAACGAUCCCAAAGAGCUGCGUACCAUGAAGAAAGUCAGGAGUGUGAAGAACAAGACCAAGCGCCAUAACCUCGCCGACAUCCGCAUCCCGAGCAUGGAGGAAGCCUUCCGAGAGCUUGCCGAGUUCGAGCCGCAGUCAGGCAGCAGCCGCAGGCAGCGUGUGUUGGCGAAGAUCGUGAUCGAUGCUUUCCAGCUGCGACUGGUGGACUUGGCAGCAAUUCUCCGGGUUGCUGACUGCGUGCUUUCGGCCAGAGAGGAUGAGGAGGUGGUGGUGGUUCUGUAUGCUGGAGGUGCCCACGCGCACUGCGUGGAGGAGUUCUGGCGUGCCCAAUCCUUCACCAGCGACGACUUGCCGAAGAGGGGCCUCGUGGGGAAGGACGACUGGGAUGACGACGAGCCUCGGGGACUUGUGCUGCCCAAGUACCUGCACGAUUUCGAUUUGCUCUUCCCGCAAGAUUCGGGCGAGGCGCACGCACCAGACGAGGCGAUGUUGGAGGGCGCGGAUGAGGAAGCAAAAGCCCAAGAACGGGAACUGGGAUUCAUGGAAGGGGUGUAUGUGAUGGAAAAGAUGGCCCUGUCCACGACCAGGAAGGGAGUUUUGGUGGUGAUGGUGAUGAUGCUGAUACUGAUUAUGGCAGUGGUUGUGAUGCACAAUGAUGACGGUGGCCAUGAUGACGACAACAAAGAUGCUGCUGCUGAUGAUGAUGGUGAUGAUGAGUCUGAAUCGCGGAACAUAUGA
Symbiodinium necroappetens is the source of this 1079-nucleotide messenger RNA. The record is from the annotation of a GenBank genome assembly. Lineage: Eukaryota; Dinophyceae; Suessiales; Symbiodiniaceae.